UGUCAAACAAACUGACGAAAAUCGUGAUGUUCAAAAGGAAAUACGAAAGAAAUUGGUGAAACUUCUCGAUAGAAUAUUGAAUUUUAUAUAAAUUAAACGUGUUGAAUUGACAAAACAUUAUUUACGUUUGUGACCGCUCGCUCAAACUGGGGAUGUGAUACACAAGUGCGUUAAUGUUCGGGCCUAAGGCUAACACAAUACAUCGUCGUGACUGGAUUCAAUGAACAGUGCCUUUUUCUAAGAAACGAAGAUGCAGCUUCUAACGAUAUUAAUAACAUUGCUCUUUACAUACUCUCAAGCUAAGCAUAAUAUGGAAACAGAUCUAAAUGGACUAGCCGAAAAAACGUAUGGCGUAAAGAUAAACAAAUGUUGCGAAGAGGAACAAAUAAUGGUCGAUAUAUCAUGCAGGUUAGCUGAAACAGUCAACCAAAGUCUUUGGGAACCUAAUUUUAUGACUGAAGAUGGUAAAAAAACUACCGUAGAAAAUUACCAAUUUGUGGUUGGAUUACCUGAUUGUGAAAACACGCAAAUGAGAGCAAUUUACUACAUACCAAAUUCCGAGGAUGAGUUAAACAUCCUAUCCGAUGGCCGGUUACACCACAUAAUUCACCACACUCAUAGUAUAGACACAAUAAAAGAAGAUCCACUGCUCAGCAACACUUUUGGUAUAAAUGAACCAAUCACUAUACCAGAGGUGAAGGAACCAACAUCAUACAUUCACGAACAGAAGAAGUAUUGUAUGGACAAGAUAUUCAUGACGAAAACAAACGUAACUGGAGAGUAUGCACUAGUGUGUGUACCCGAUGUAAAAAACUGGAGAGAUGUGAAUUUUAUUAUGACGAAAAUCUUAAACCCUCUGUUUCAUGGUAUUUCUAUAAUUUUAUUCCUCAUCGUGGCAAUCAUAUACUUUGUGCUACCGACACUCAGGGAUCUUGCGGGAAACAUCAUCACUACUAUCAAUGUAUGUUUAAUUGUUAGUCAAGCGGCUGACUUUGUGAGGAUAUUUACCGAAUACAGCAAUCAUGUCAGCUUUAUGGUGACUGAUAUAAUUUUGUAUAUCAGUUUGCUGGGUGCUUUCUUCUGGCUGAACAGUUUUGGGUUUUACAUUUGGAAAACAUUCAAAUCAAGAAAUGUUUUUCUAAGAGUGACUGAUGUGAGGAAAUACUGUUAUUAUUCAAGCGUUGUUUGGUCUAGCGUAGUAAUAAUGGCAGCGAUGGCAAUCUGCGCACAUUUCCUGUUGGACACCGGAACAAACCCUAACAGAAAAAUGAGGACACAAUUUUCAUCGUCCAUUAUUGUGAAUGAUGUUGAACAGGAAACUAUAGGUUGGCUUGGGAUUGCAAUAUUUUUCACGCCUGUUGCCUUCACGAUUAUAUUCAAUAUUUUCUUUUAUAUAACCACACUGAAGGUUAUAAAAAGGAUAAAUAUUUAUGGGCGAAUACACCAUAAGCUCAAAGGAUGUUUCGACUUGUUCCUUCAACUGUUUCUCAUCAUGACAACGACUUGGCUGUUCCUCCUGCUCUCUUGGCUUAACUUCGAUGGACUGGUAUAUGCUUAUAUUAUUGUGAAUCUUUUGCAAGCCAUACUUGUGUUCUACGUGUGCAUAGUACGCCAGUCACACGUAACGUUCUUGUUACGGAAAAGCUGCUGCUAUGCGGAGCCAAUACCAACUAAUGACUGGGGAGAUGAAAUGACCAGAAUGAAUGGUUUUAAUUAUAAUUAGGGAAUCUCGCCACAGAUGCUGUAGCAAUUCGUUCUGGUCUUUAAAAGCAUAAUUUUAAAAGAAUUAAAAUAAUACUCUGAUUGAAAUCCCAUCGGCUAUGUCGAAAUGAAUUUAAACAUAGAAUUUAUUCAGCUUUUAUGCAUUCUAAAGGUAAGAAUUAACAAUGGGACUGAAUCUCUUGCUACCUACACCAUGACAUUCCGGUUCUGAAUCACUGACAGUAGAGUAAUUAAUCACAAAGUAUUGAGCACAUUAUAUUUAAGAUAAUUGGUAGAAUUACUGUGAUUUUACCUAGAAUUAAUAACUGAGAAGUAAACUGUAUCCUAAAAGUGUCUUCAAAAAAGAGAAUUAUUUAUAUUGGUGUUAAAAAUUGACAAUUUCCAUUUUUAAUGGAUUAUGGAGUAUUUGAAAAACAUAGUUAAUAAGUAUAAAAGAAACUCGAGUGCUCAUAAGGAUACUUAAUUUUUAUCGGAUUUAAAUAUUUUAAUUGGUUUAAACUAAGUGAAUGUGAAAGGAUAGAUGUUUUUUGUGAAUGGCGCAUUUUGCAAACAAAUCUAGAAUAUCUGAUAGGCAAAUAAAGACUAAAGAAAUAGUAAGUAAGUAGAAAGUUUAUGAAUUUAAAUAAUUUAACGCAGUGAACGAAUCUUAAACGCAGCUUUAGCACGUAAGUUAGCCAUACGCACCGCCACAAAUAUUAAUGUAUUUAAUGGUAUUUUAUUACUAAAGUGCGGUCGCCGAGCACGUAGAAUUUCGUCCAAUAACCUCAAGCUACCCAUCCUUAUCACUCGCGAGUAAUCAUAUUGCUGUCGCGAAUGAGCUACGGGCGGCCGCAGUGAGUAUGCGAGCUCGACAGCAAUAUAAUUACUAUUAAUUACGCGCGAGCAAUAAGAAUGGGUAGCUUGAGGUCAUUGGACGAAAUUCUACGUGCUCGGUGACCGGACUUUACUAGAAAUAUUUAGUACGUAUAUACAUAUACAUAUGUUGUAAUAUGUAACGAGCCUAAAUAUCCGUCCGUUUUGUAUUCACAGCAGCUAAGUAGGGUUAGUGAUUUAAGAUUUUUAACUUAACAAAUCAAGGAGCAUUUAAAUUUUUUAUUACUUAUUUCAUUGACUACACAAUUUGAUUUAUUUUAUAAUAUUUACUAAUAUGUAUACCAUGACAUAAUUAUGAGAAUCUUUUAUGUGAAUGACGCAUUUAAUUUUGUAUUUUUAUUAUUUAA
Molecule: messenger RNA, 2942 nt
Organism: Ostrinia nubilalis (European corn borer)
Lineage: Eukaryota; Metazoa; Arthropoda; Insecta; Lepidoptera; Crambidae
Gene: mthl5
Product: probable G-protein coupled receptor Mth-like 5
Exons: 8
Coding region: 251-1723 (490 amino acids)
Biological process (GO): cell surface receptor signaling pathway
Cellular component (GO): membrane
Molecular function (GO): transmembrane signaling receptor activity
Source: RefSeq, a predicted model, not a curated record